Molecule: messenger RNA, 4492 nt
Organism: Sphaerulina musiva SO2202
Lineage: Eukaryota; Fungi; Ascomycota; Dothideomycetes; Mycosphaerellales; Mycosphaerellaceae
Product: nuclear serine protease HtrA2/Nma111
Exons: 1
Coding region: 22-3447 (1141 amino acids)
Biological process (GO): proteolysis
Molecular function (GO): serine-type endopeptidase activity; protein binding
Source: RefSeq, a predicted model, not a curated record
UGCAUCCUUCCCUCCUUCUAUAUGUACCAUAAUGGCUGUGCCUUAGGCCGACCAUCCGUCAUCGCACUGAGCCGCUUGUUCGCACCCAUACCAGCGAUCCUUACACGCCAGCAACGCUUUGCUUCACUUCCACCACGAGCAUCCAUCUUCCGCACAUCGACCUGCCUUCUUCGAACGCUAUCGCCGCUUCCUGCGCCAUUCUUCGGAUGCACCAUUGGCCAACGCCAGCAAACAUCAUCCUCGUCCAUCCUCGGCGUGCAUAGCAGCCCGUACAGCAGCCCGUACAGCACUAGCACCACCACCGCCGCCGCCACGACCAUGGACCACGCAACUUCGAAGCGCAAGCAGCCUCCCGCUGGCAACGACUCACUACGCCCGACGAAACAAGUCCGCCGCCCCUCUCAGCCUCCCCCAAGGGAGAACGGCAGCACAAAGAUCGAGAACGGCACCACCGCCUCAGCCGCAGACACGCCCAACGGCCACGCUUCACCACAAUACUCGGUAGAUGAAGAACCCACCGGCGUCAUACCAGCUUCGGGGCCCGAUACCGCUGAAUGGCAGGCGACGAUUGAAAAGGUGGUGAGCAACGUUGUCAGUAUCCACUUCUGCCAAACCUGUUCCUUCGACACCGACAGCGCCAUUUCGAGCGAGGCAACAGGCUUCGUCGUUGAUGCGGAGCGUGGUUACAUCCUCACAAACCGCCACGUCGUGGGAGCUGGCCCGUUCUGGGGAUAUGUCAUUUUCGACAAUCACGAGGAGUGUGAUGUGUUCCCCGUCUAUCGCGAUCCCGUCCACGAUUUUGGUAUUCUGCGAUUCGACCCUAAGAAGAUUCGAUACAUCAAACUGAGCUCGCUGGAACUGCGACCCGAUCUGGCCAAGGUUGGGGCUGAGAUCCGCGUCGUGGGUAACGAUGCUGGUGAGAAGCUGAGCAUUCUGUCGGGUGUCAUUUCGAGGUUGGACAGGAAUGCGCCAGAGUAUGGCGAAGGAUACAGCGACUUCAACACAAACUACAUUCAAGCUGCGGCUGCUGCUAGUGGAGGAUCUUCAGGCUCGCCAGUGGUGAAUAUCGACGGCCACGCCGUUGCGCUGCAGGCAGGUGGCAGAUCGGAUGGCGCUGCGACAGAUUACUUUUUACCUCUCGAUCGACCACUACGUGCGCUGCAGUGUGUAAGAGAAGGAAAACAGGUGGAUCGAGGCACGAUACAGACACAAUGGAUACUCAAGCCCUUCGAUGAGUGCCGCAGAUUAGGCCUCACACCGGAAUGGGAGGGGAAAGUGCGAGCAGAGUUCCCAAAGGAGACGGGCAUGCUCGUUGCGGAAGUGGUGCUGCCAAAAGGCCCGGCAGAUGGCAAGCUGGAGGAAGGAGAUGUGCUCCUCAAAGUCAACGGCAAGCUGCUCACGCAGUUCGUGAGGCUGGAUGCCACCUUGGAUGACAGUGUCAAUGGUCAGGUCAAGCUGCUGAUUCAAAGAGGCGGUACGGAUAUGGAGGUCGAGAUUCGUGUUGGUGAUCUGCACCUCAUCACCCCCGAUCGCUUCGUCUCGGUUGCUGGCGCUUCGUUCCACAACCUGUCAUACCAGCAGGCACGACUCUACGCCAUCGCAAUCGAGGGCGCUGGAGUCUACUGCUGCGAAGCUGCAGGUUCCUUCCGAUUCGAAGGUUCCGAGUACGGUUGGUUGAUACAGUCCAUCGAUCACAAGCCCACGCCAGAUCUGGACUCCUUUGUGGAAGUCAUGAAGGGCGUGCCCGAUCGCGCCAGAGUGGUGGUGACAUACAAGCAUCUGCGGGACAUGCACACGCUAAACACGAGCAUCAUGUUGGUCGAUCGGCACUGGAGCAAAGCCAUGCGCAUGGCUGUGAGGAACGAUACCACCGGUCUGUGGGACUUUACAGAUCUGGCUGAGCCUAUACCGCCCACAGCACCCGUCGCACGGAAAGGCAAGUUUAUUGAGAUGGCUGGAUCACAACACAAGGCUGCCAUGGAGAUCAUCAAGUCAUUCGUCAAAGUGUCCGUCACUCUCCCAGUCAAGCUCGAUGGCUUUCCGAAGGCGCGCAAAAUAGGUUUUGGUCUGGUCGUCGACGCCGAAAAGGGUUUGGUGGUGAUAUCACGUGCUAUCGUGCCGUACGACAUGUGCGACAUUUCCGUUACCAUUGCAGACUCCAUCAUUGUAGAAGGAAAGGUCGUCUUCUUGCAUCCUUUGCAGAACUACACUGUCAUCCAGUACGACCCGAAGCUCGUGCAAGCAGAUGUGAGAAGUGCCAAGCUGGCUACGCAGCAAAUCAAACAAGGAGAGUCCACCAUCUUCUUUGGCUUCAAUCAGAAUUUGAGACCAGUCAUUGCCAAGACAACAGUCACAGACAUCACCACUGUCGCGAUUCCUGCUAGCGCCUCGACUCCGCGCUACCGUGCUACCAACCUUGACGCCAUCACAGUCGACACGUCUCUCAGCGGCCAAUGUGGUAGUGGUGUUUUGAUUGACGAAGACGGCACAGUACAGGCUCUCUGGCUCACCUACCUCGGAGAGCGCAGUGGUCACACCAACAAAGAUGUGGAAUAUCAUCUCGGUUUCGCAACGCCCGCACUCCUUCCCGUUAUUGAGGAAGUCCGCACAGGUAAAAAGCCACACCUCAACAUCCUGAAUCUGGAGACCCAAACCAUACAAAUGUCCCAAGCCCGCAUCAUGGGUGUCCCCGAAGAGUGGAUCGAUCGCGUAGAACUCGAAGAUCCAGAACGCCACCAACUCUUCAUGGUCCGCAAAGUGGACGCAGACGAAAGCACCAAAUCCGGCUUCCUCGAAGGUGACAUUAUCCUCACUCUCAACGACAAACUCAUCACCCGCGUCAGCGACAUGGACCUCAUGUACACCAACGCAGAACUUACAGCGCUCAUCAUUCGGAAACAGCAACAACUCUCACUCCAAAUUUCCACAAUCCCCACCAUCGCCCUCGAAACCCAUCACAUCCUCAUCUUCUGCGGAGCAGUAAUCCACCGACCCCACCACGCCGUCCGCCAACAAAUUUCCAAAGUCCACUCCGACAUCUACGUCUCCGCCCGCUUCCGCGGCUCUCCGGCCUACGCCUAUGGACUCGCACCAACCAAUUUCAUCCUCGCAGUCAACGCCGUCCCCGUCCAGACCCUCGACGACUUCCUCGCACAAGUCAACAAGAUUCCCGACAACACCUAUUUCCGUCUCAAGGUCAUGACCUUUGACAAUGUCCCCUGGGUGGCCACGAUGAAGAAGAAUGAACACUAUUUCCCCACCGUCGAAUUCGUCAAAGACGACGCCGAAAAAGAAGGGUGGAAGCGCAUCAUGUACGAGGAUGGUGGCAAGAAGAAAAAAGUGGGUCAAGGGGAAAUCUUGCCCGAGGUGUUGGAGGAAGGUGUCACUGGUGCCUCGGCGGGCGAUGAAGUCGAAAGGACAGAAGGGGUGAAAGAUUCUCGAGCAUAGGACACGAAACACACAUACACAUGUUGUUGUUGUUGUGGUAUGAGUGGUUGGAAAAAGAAAUUUAUAGAUGGUUAUGGAAUAUGGGAGAGGGAGACAGGGAGAAAGGGAAAAAAACAAGAGGGGUUUCUCCCGUAGCGAAAGCGAGACCUUACCGUAAUAGACAUGAUGAUAUGGCAUGUCUUUAACACCGGCUUCAAAUGCCUUUGAACUACCUACCUACUACCUACUUACUACUGCUACACUAAGAUAUAAGCUUCUUCCGCGAGCAUACCAACCCAAAGGCCUAGAGAGAAGAACGCAACCCACACGUGCUCUGUCAAGGAGCAAGAGAUGAAAUCGAGGAGUGGCGUCCCGGAAAUUAAUGCUCUACAACAUUGUACGUCCUGCCUUCACAGACCUAUGCCAGCUGAUGAAUAGAAUGGCGGCGGUACAGAUGGGCUGCUUCAUCCUCACCUCGAGACGAGCUGUCAAGACGGUGGACGGGCACAGUGACCAGGUCAAAAGAAAUUACAUUAGGACAAAUCGUAUAUGUAUGAGGAGAAACAGCAAGACAACAACAACGAACUCCAGCCCAGCAGCAUAUGAAAAACCUCAGGAUCCAAGACAGAUAGGAACUUCUUCCCAACCUUUCAAGCAGACAGCUCACAUGGCAGCUGCAACAGCUGGGCCCGCGUAUAUUCCAGCAGCGACAGCUGGAGGAGGAGGGCUCGAUACUUCGGCUUCUCCCAGUUUGCCUUCGCCAAGUUUGCUCUCGGCUUCGGCGGCUGCUGCCAUGUCAUCAUGAUCUUUCGAGAUGAUACAUUUUCGGAUGGUGAAUAGAGCCAAUACGAAGACUAGUGGGAUCGUGCAGGCGAGGAUGAGAUCAAGAUGUCCGCCCCUCUCGCUCUCAUGUGGCUCAAUAGUAAUAUUGUCGUGCUUAAGCGGACUGGCUGAUGGCGGCGAACCGGGACCGGCUGUCUUGGCUCGUUGCUACCUCGAAGCCAGAGGUGGUGAGGCCAGCUGGGCUGCCGUGGCUGUGGACAAAUCCUGGGCAUUCUCAUGCGAC